Eriocheir sinensis (Chinese mitten crab) is the source of this 5874-nucleotide messenger RNA. Its product is annotated as alpha-1,6-mannosyl-glycoprotein 4-beta-N-acetylglucosaminyltransferase-like. NCBI's taxonomy places the organism in Eukaryota, Metazoa, Arthropoda, Malacostraca, Decapoda, Varunidae. The coding region runs from base 665 to 2290 and encodes 541 amino acids. Gene Ontology annotation, biological process: protein N-linked glycosylation. The record is from RefSeq and is a predicted model, not a curated record. Gene Ontology annotation, molecular function: acetylglucosaminyltransferase activity. The transcript is spliced from 9 exons.
CAACUAAAGGGGAUGGAGGCGAGGGAAAGCCGUGAAUGGAGCGUGUGGUGAGGUGAGCAGUGCGCCGGCCAGCCACGGAGAGCCCCGAGCCAGCCAAGCAAGGAGCACCACCACCACCACCGCCACCAGCACCUCGACGCGCGCCUCUCACAGUUGCCAAGUCUGGGUGGCGAGCUCUGGCGGGGGUAAAAUGAUUUUGCGGGACAAGCCACACUCACGCACACACACCCGCACGCCACGCACACGACAGCCACGCCCUGGUCGCCUCUAAACGCGUGUGCUGCAGCGAGGAGCCACGGAUGGGGUGAGAGGGGCGGGAGAGGGACGAGGAGGCGAGAGGCUGCGUUGCCGGGCCCUAGACGGAGUGGGAAGUGUCAGUUUCAGUGCCAUUCGCUGGGUGUGAGGUGAGAGGUGUGUGGCCGCCCCUCCGCCGCCGCCCUCACCUAAACCCCCUAAACCUCAUCCUACGACUCCUGCAAGGUUGAGGAUCCCCUGAUAUCCUUCGAUCCUACGCGCGGUCAGCCUCAAGUCCUUCAGGAUAACUCGGUGUAGCAUGCUGGGGCGUCCGUAGCCUGUCCCAGCUGCCAGGCAUGGAGAGUUUAUGUGAGGCGCCGCAGCUGGUGUCGUGCUCGUCGUCGGCGUGGUGGUGGCGGUGGUGGUGACGAUGAGCGCCUCAGCCCCCGCCCCCCUGGUGUUGGUGUUGGUGUCGGCUUUGCUCCUCUCCUGCAACGUCUUCUGGCUCUACUCCACCACCGGCCACUCCCACAGGGCCGCCAGCGUGUGCGUCCCCGAGGUGGAGGCGUGGGGCACCUCGGCGGCCAGCGGCGGUGUCAACGUGAGCGGGGCACCCCACCGAAGGGACUACCAGCGCGUGGUGGGCAGCGGCCAGCGCGACGUGCCUUUCCCCAUUCCCGUGCCCAACGAUACCGUCUUGUUGGGCAAUGAUCCUGACAGCGAAGAGGGUCCACUCCGCUACCUGACCAUCGGGAUCUCCUCCGUGUGGCGCAAGGAUGACUACCUGACACACACCAUCGACUCCAUCCUCAAGGAGACCACCGAGGAGGAGAAGGCGGACAUCUACAUCUUCCUCCUCCUUGCCGAUGCUGACGCCACUCUCAGGUCCCAGCGAGCCCUUGAUCUCGGCCUCCGCUACAGCCACGAGAUCCAGCGAGGCCUCCUGAGGGUCCUGCAGCCACCCUCGACCCUCUAUCCGAGCAUUGACUUCACGGCCAUCAGGAGGACCUACAACGACUCCGUGGCUAGAGUGCAGUGGAGGACCAAACAGGUGCUGGACUUUGCUUUCCUCUUCUGGUACUCCUGGACGCGCCAUCCCUCGAGCUAUUACUUGGUGCUGGAGGAUGACGUGCUCUCCGCCAAACACUUCGUCACAGCCAUCAAGGACUUCAUUGCACUCCACAAGGGACACCACUGGAUCUCCCUUCAGCUGGCCGGGUUUCUGGGCAUCGGGCAGCUGGUGCGAUGCGGGGAUCUGGAGCGCCUGGUGUCCUUCCUGCUCCUCUUCUACCGCGAGCACCCCGUGGACGUCCUCAUCAACCACUGGGUGUCCCUCAUGGCCCCGGAGAAGCCCCCCAAGGACCGCCCCACCAGGAGGGUUCCCGGGCUCUUCCAGCACAUUGGCGUCCACUCCACUUUGGCGAAUAAGACUCAAUCCCUUAAAGAUAACACAUUCAGCCUGGUGAAGCGACGGUUCUCCCACGUCAACCCCACAGCGGAUGUCGUCACUACCAUCCGCCAGUACAAGGCUUACCUGGCCGAGCAUGCCUACUCCUCCGCCCCGGGCAUGUUCUGGGGCAUCCCUCGGCCUGGUGACUCCUUCGACGUCCUCUUCGCCGAGCCUUUAAGAGUAGCGAGGGUGGUGGUGCUCACGGGGGCGGUUAUUAAUAAGAAGGUACGGGACAGACUGCUCAAUGGGUCCCUGGAAGCCUCGCCAACCUUCCUCAAGAUGGAGACUCCCAAGCGCGCCUCAUGCAAGGGCUUCACACACGUCAAGGACUUCAAGAACGGGGAAGUGGAUGCCGACCGCCUGCGCACACUCUUCCCCCAGGGCAUCCAGUGCAUCCGCGUGGCUAUAGGUCCCCGGCAGAGGUCCUGGGUGGCCAUCACUGAGGUCGCGGUCUUCACGGAGGAUGACCAGGCUGUCGUGUUCACCCCCGUCACCACCAUCCCACACAUCACCUCCAACGCCUCCACUAAACCUAAAACCAACACCAACAGCACAAAGCCAAAGAGAGAGCCCUCAACACACACCAAUGCCAUCAGGAAACACUAGCAGCAGGAGCGGGAGUGUUGAGACUUGCAGAACUAGCCGAGGAAGGUGAGUGAUGUGGAUGACUUAGAAGGAUGAGUGACUACCAUGGCACGGAACUACACAGAGAUUCUAACCCUCACCAGUGCCAUCCAGGAUCACUAACAGAAGCUUGAGAGUGUUGAGAUAUGCAGAAAAGGAGUUAAUCCACAUAGAAGGAAUAGGAGAGUGAGAUGGGUGGACUAAUACAUGCACAGUUGGUCAUAAGGAUAUAUUAAACACCCUGAAGAUUGAUAAAGUUAAGUGAGAAAUAUGAAAAGCACAAAUCUAUCCCCACAUCCGAAUGACUAACAGUUUUUAUCCAGUGUCACAAAUUAUCACGUCCUUGAGAAUCGGUGAGUGUGUACCUUUUAUAAGACUGAAGGCGCUGUAAAGUGAGAACCAUGAAGAGCUCAAAUCUAUCCCUGAAUGGCCUACAGUUUUAUUACAUGUCCCAAAUCAUUACGUCCUUGAGAAUGGAAGAGAGAGUACCCUUGAUAAGACUGAAGGUGCUAAAUGAAGGGGCAAACUAACAGGCACCACCACCUACCAACACCAUCAUGAAUACAAACAGAAAGGUGUGAUGGUUGGGGUCUGUUGGAACGAUGAGUUUAUUUAGUAUUGUCAAAUGAAAUCAGAGGUUUGUUCAGAUAUAUGAAGGGAGUGGAUAAAGAUGGUUGAGUUAUCCAUGCAACAGUGGAAUUAGAUGUUUUACAGGGAAAAGUAGUGGAUGGGUAUUAUUUGAAUGAGGAUAUGUGAAUGCCUUGAGUAUUUGUUCUUAUCUAUAAUAAAGAGGAAGGAAAUUUAGAUGUUUUGAGAGGAAAAUAGAUUAAACGGGUAACUUGUUCAGGUGAAAGAAAUGGCGUUGAAUUUUUUACCGGCCUGUUCCUUUGUGCAGAUUUUGCGUGGUCGGUGAAGCACUCUUGGUUCUGCUGAAGGAAAGACGUGCAGCCUGUUCUGUGUAGGGUAUGGUUGCUAAUUUGUACUCACCUCCGAUUAGUACUCACAAUAGGAAAGUACGGCUAUUCUGGAAAAUCGAGAUGAAGUUUGAGAAGGAAAUGCCGCUGUGAAAAUAUAGAAUGUUUAUCCGCAUUUUGAGUGGACAAUAUUCACGUCUGAGUUAAAAUUUUUCAAGGUAUUUUUUUCCUCCUUAAUGUAAGUACUAAUUAGAAUGGUAUGUACUUAUUGGCAAUCAUAUCUUACUGCCUGAAUGAUGGAAUAGUUGUUUGUUGCAAAGUAUAUGUGCAUGACAGCUCAAUUAAUGCAAGAAGUCUGAGCACUUGCAAAUUUUAGCACUGCAGAAAGUAUAUAAUGACACGUAUAGCUGAUGGUUGCUGUACAUUGAAAGUGCUACAGACAUUUUCCCUUACUUCAAGAUGUACAUACAACGCAUCAGAUAUUUGCUUUGCAGGAGAAUGGUGAACAGUGAACGCAGACACCAGUAGAAUCAAAUUUAUCCUUUCUUCGUUCAUCAGAGUUUGUAGACGAGCCAAAACCGCUGCCAUUUGACAAAGACAAUAAACGCUUGUCUUGCCUCCCACCAGCCAGGAACCCAACUAAUCAUAAUGCCAAAGAAUAAUACUUCCACUAAUACUUUAAUACUCAUCCACUUUUGUCAUUAUAACUUCAGGAGUCGUCAUUACGGACAAGCCUGAAAAUUUCUGAAUCAUUAACCAUCAUUAGGUUUUACUUCAUAUUCAUCAUUCCAAUUUGUAUUUUCAUUUGAGAUUAGUUAGGAAAAGACUCAUAGGUACUUUAUAAAUAGAACUGCUUAUAUGACUUUGUGAAGGGGAGCGAGUAUGACAUGCCGCACACAUUCGCCCCAAGUGCCGUGCCAUGCUGGCGUACGGAGGAGACUACCAUUGCUGUGACACGUGCACAUGACUUUAUUGCACAGACUACGUACCCGCUGAGGUCUGCUACACUCUGCGAUCCGUGCUAAGUAAAGUAGUACAACAACAUCACACUUCAUCAUCAGUUAGGGUUCAGUCCUGUAGAUGAGCAGCAUUUAGCCUUUUUGAGCACCUAGCCACAGGCAUGCAUUCAUUACUCUUUUCUCUUUUUACGAACACAACACACGUACUAAGCUUCGUCUCUCCGCCUCCGUUCUUGUAUUCGUCAGUUUUCAUCCUCGUUAGCUGUGUCCUAAGUCUUAAGGUCUGCCCUCUCAAUCGCUGUCUUCCCCAGAUCACUUCAUGCUGCUUGUAAUAUGACUGAAAUAAGGCUGUUGUGAGUGCUUGAGUUCCCCCUCUAACCCAUUCAUUGCUGCUGCUGGCUAUGUGAGUGUUAGGUGUAGUGUUAUUUGACAGUUCAUAGAAACCAUCUCAAUCGCUCCUCAUCUCAGGAAAAACGUGACUAAUCUUGAAAAUUAAGUCUAUAUAUGGAAAUUAAUUGAUGUCAAAUUAAAGAAAGGUUGUCAAUCAUUAGUUUGACAAUUCUAGAUCGUUUUCAUGUCUUAGAAUUAGUUCUUUACAGUAUUUCUUUUCCUGAGAUAGUAAAGAUUGAAAUUGUAUGUUGAAACGGUCAAAAAACAUUCCCUCAAAGAAAGAAAAUACGAAUUAUGACAUACAAGGCAAAAAAGAAACAACUGGUAUCCUUUGGAGAUUAAAGAAUUACACAAAGACUUCCUAACUCAAGAAUAUAUGAAUUAGCAACCAGAGGAGGAACACACAACCACGCAGACAAUGAAUCGAAGUACAAGAGGUCAAGGUUUUUUCUUUUUUGCGGAUCUCAAGUUACUCACGUGCCCUUACUAGCUACGGUGCCCUUGUUUCUUAGGCUUCAGGAAAACAUUGCAUUGUGUAGGUCUUUUGUGUGCUAUUUUAGGUCCUUUUUCGUGUUGAGAGAGUUCGUUAGUUGUGUUAUGUACUGUUUCCAUGAGGUAUUUGAUUGUCCAAACCACACUGCAGACAUGAGAAUCUUUGAACUGUGUGUCUAUGUUGUUAUUAUCAUUAUUAUUACUUAUUAUAAUUGUUUUUAUUAUUGUUGUUGUUAGUGGUAGCAUGUUUUGUUCUGUGCCUCCUUCUCCUUCUUUUCUCUCUCUUUCUCGAUCCUCCUCCCUCUUUGUCCCUCUCCUCCUUUUUUAUCUCUUUUUUUCUUGUUCUUGUUAGUCUUGUUUCUCUUCUAGUUCUUCUCAUUCUUAUCCUCCUCUUAUUCAUUUGUUCCUCUAUUUGUUCUUUUUCUUGAAUUUUUUUUUGAGGAGGGAAAAAGUCAUCUUCAGCAUUUCUCAUAGUCCUCAGUGCUCAGUAUUUGAUCAGGCAGUUCUCUAGUAAGGCUUAAUUCCUUCUUAUUAUAUGCUACUGUUUCUGUGGCUGCCUUCAUAUAGAUAUUCAUACCGUGUGUUGUUUUAGUAAUGUGUUCGGUGGUCUGGCACACGUCUUAUCUUUGGGAAGCUCGGCAAGUCUCAAUUAACGUCUUAUUAUCAUUAUCGUUGAGUUCGUCACCCAUUCUAUUCGUGGUCAUUAUGUCUUUCUUUCCCUCGUCAUUGUUGCUCACGGACACGCACUCUUCGUUCAAUAAUAAUAAUUUUGCUGUGAUAUUUAUUUUUAAUAAUAGAUGUAUCAAUAAAA